CACACAUGCGCUAUCCAUCCCCGUCCAAGGGGUGAGAAAACUGAGUCAUGGCCACCUGAGAUCUUCGGGACCUUAAUUUCGCAGAAGGUCCUCGCCAAUCGUAAAUAUAACUGUUAGAUUUGCUUUUUUGCACGACCCGCAAUAGAAUUCUAAAUCAGAAUCGUAUUCUGCAUGAUUUUUUCGCUUAGUAAUACCCGGUGCAAACCCGUUGUGAGACACGUGCAGCAGUAGAUGCAAGGAAAUCGAUAUGAUUUGCGAAAUAUCUGUAAAAUCGGCUUUUAGACCAUUUUUCUGCUUAUUUUCUGAAUUUAAACGAGAUAUACUCGUGUCGGAACUAAGUAGAAAUCACGGGUAACGUAGAUAUUUCGAUAUUCGUUUGAAUUUCGCCAAAAAAAUCGCACAAAAAUGCUUUGCAAAAUGAACAAACCUCCAUUUUAAUAGACUGAUAAAAUUAGAGAGGAAAAAAUCAUGUUGGAACCAUACUCUCCCAGCUCACUUUGGUUGGUUAUUUUGGGUUUUAUCAUAGCUUUUGUCCUAGCUUUCGGAAUAGGAGCUAACGAUGUAGCUAACUCUUUCGGUACUAGCGUAGGCUCUAAGGUACUGACUAUAGUCCAGGCAUGUUGUUUGGCCACUUUUUUUGAAGUUGCCGGAGCUAUUCUAAUAGGUUAUAAGGUUUCGGAUACAAUGAGGAAAGGUAUUUUGGAUGUAAACGUGUAUAAAGAUGGUGAACUGGAGCUUAUGAUGGGUUCAAUUGCUGCUUUAGCUUCUAGUGCCGCCUGGUUGAUGGUAGCUACAUUUUUUAAGCUACCGAUAUCGGGUACUCAUAGUAUCGUGGGUGCCACAGUGGGCUAUACGCUGGUAGCUAGAGGAUCUGAUGGUGUACAGUGGUUAACUCUUGGAAAAAUCGUUGGUUCGUGGUUUAUAUCACCCAUUCUAAGCGGCCUAUGCUCCAUCACCAUCCUGUGGAUCAUCGAACGUUGCAUCCUACAGAAAGCAGACCCUUUGGAAGCCGGACUGACUGCCCUACCGUUGUUUUACAGUUUUACCAUUCUGGUUAACGUAUUCUCCAUCGUAAUGGACGGACCCAAACUGCUCUACAUGGAUAACAUACCUCUUUGGCUGGCAGCAACGAUCAGUUUAUCCGUAGCUGUGUUAUCCAUGCUGAUCAUUUGGUUGGUUGUAGUGCCAUGGCAAAGAGAAAUUAUUAGGAGAGAGAUAAUCGUAGAGUCUACCAAAGUUAAUUUUAAUAUCGGGGAAUCGUCAGAUACUUCACCAGAAGCUAGCCCCAAAAAGUCCAACAGAAACUCGACCUACUCAGACCGUCAAUUAACAGUAAUAGCUGAACAUACCGAAUUAAAACAGUUGGACAACCAACUUACGGCUUCUAAGUACAUUUUUCCCGCAGAGUCUGCCGAAAUAAACGGCUAUAUACAAGCUGAAGACACUGAAAUACAUUCUAGACCUAAAGAACUGAAACUGAAAGACAGUUGUAACGCUGCAUUGGCGAAUCCCACGAUGUCACCCUGCUCCAGUGGCGUGCCUCUGAUAAGGGACAAAAGUUAUGCUAAAGAGGGUGAAUCCUCCACCUACGCUGUCCAGUUGGAUACGUCUGAUAUAACCGAGAACAAGAGCGUGUCCAGACUGUUCAGUUUUUUGCAAGUUCUCACCGCCAUGUUUGGCAGUUUUGCUCACGGAGGAAAUGACGUCAGUAAUGCCAUCGGUCCGUUGAUCACCCUGUGGCUGAUUUACUCCGAGGGCAGCGUGGCACAAAAAUCCGAAACGCCCCUGUAUAUAUUACUAUACGGGGGUUUCGGAAUAUCUGUCGGUUUAUGGCUGUGGGGUAGAAGAGUGAUAGAAACUAUCGGGGAGGAUUUAACCAAGAUCACACCCUCUACGGGAUUUACUAUUGAAAUAGGGGCAGCUUUUACAGUAUUACUUGCUAGUAAAAUUGGUAUUCCUAUAUCGACAACCCACUGCAAAGUAGGAUCUGUGGUUUUUGUUGGGUAUUUUAGUUCCUCCAAGCAGGGUGUGGAUUGGAGUCUAUUCAGGAAUAUAAUUUAUGCCUGGGUGAUCACCGUGCCUAUAGCAGCCCUACUAUCAGCCGCCAUCAUGUUUUUACUCUACUACCUGAACUAACAUCACCCUGUAUUAGUAACAGAAAAAAAAGUAACUAAAAAUAAACGAUAGAGCUGUGUUGUUAGAUCGUAAGUCAAUGUUAACCAAUUGGACUAAAAAUAAGUAUUUAUUUAUUUAUUUUAUGUAAUAGUAUGGAUUUUAUAAAAGAAAUAUUAU
Molecule: messenger RNA, 2292 nt
Organism: Sitophilus oryzae (rice weevil)
Lineage: Eukaryota; Metazoa; Arthropoda; Insecta; Coleoptera; Curculionidae
Product: sodium-dependent phosphate transporter 2-like
Exons: 9
Coding region: 469-2136 (555 amino acids)
Biological process (GO): phosphate ion transmembrane transport
Cellular component (GO): membrane
Molecular function (GO): phosphate transmembrane transporter activity
Source: RefSeq, a predicted model, not a curated record